Messenger RNA from Sesamum indicum (sesame), 2409 nucleotides. RefSeq names its product S-adenosyl-L-methionine-dependent methyltransferases superfamily protein. NCBI's taxonomy places the organism in Eukaryota, Viridiplantae, Streptophyta, Magnoliopsida, Lamiales, Pedaliaceae. The record is from RefSeq and is a predicted model, not a curated record.
GAGGGUAGUAGCGAUUUCAUUAAAUCGCUUAACUUCGGGCAGAGGCGGCUGUGCGGGGAAAAAUUUUUAGCGCUCACGACGUGAAGGCACUCCGGCAUGGCUGAUGGCGGCGGCGCGCGCAAUUACUCAUGCAAGACGGCUAGUGAAACCCUCAAAUGGAUCCAUGCCAUCAUAGACUUCCUCAAGCCUUAUCGGUUCUUCUUAGAUGCCCACGUCGUCAAUUUCUUCAAGGACAGACUGUGGGAAGCAGUUGAUAAAGAGUGGAUGGAUUGCCUGCGGAAAGAGCCUGCGGAUAAACUUCUGCAAAUCCCGUCUGGAGUGGUCCAGGAUCAUUGGCCUGCUUCGCUUAAACAAUUUGUCCUUACAUUGAGGUCCCUUUCUCUUCCUCGUGAUCAGGCAGAUCUGCAGGAGGCUUUCCCAGGUCUGCGAGUAGCACCACUGAACAGUGUCCUUGCCCAAGGCAUGAAUCAAAAGAAAAAACAUGAAAUUCAAGCCCUUGCUGGUGUUAUUGAUUCCAUUGCUAGAAGAGUUGGGUCCCACAAAAUUGUUGAUGUUGGUUCUGGUCAGGGUUAUCUUGCUCAAGUUCUCUCCUUCGAACAUGAGCUUUCUGUAAUAGCAAUUGAUGCCUCUUCCCAUCAUGGAAGUAUUACUGAUGCACGUGCGAAGCGAAUUGAGAAAUAUUAUGCAGCUAAGAAAUGUAAAUCUCGUUCAGGUUUCUGCAUACCAAAAACAGUGACAUGUCGUGUGCUGUCCCCUGCCAUGUUGAAAGAUAUCAGCAGCUCCUUAAGGCAAGUGGAUGAGAUGGAGAACCCAACUAUUUUCAGAGACAACACUGAUUCAAAGCCUCUGGCAGGAGAUCUUGCUAGUGAAUGUCCCUAUUCGUCAAAAGCAGAUGACAAAUCUACAAUGGUUCUAGCUGGACUUCAUGCCUGUGGAGAUCUUUCAGUGACAAUGCUUAGGACUUUCAUGGAAUGUGAUGAAGUCAAAGCAGUGAUUAGUAUCGGUUGCUGUUAUAACUUAUUAUCUGAAGAAGGCAUCAAAGAAGGUGAUUGCCAAUUUGGUUUCCCAGUGAGUAGAGGUGCUAAAUCUGCAAACUUACAGCUGGGAAAGAAUGCUCGUGAUCUAGCCUGUCAGAGUGCGGAGAGAUGGAGAGGUUUGGGUGAAGCUGCCGGCCUUCACAAUUUUGAGCUUCAUACUUUUCGUGCUGCAUUUCAGAUGGUUCUCUUUCAGUGCUACCCAGAGAUUAUAACUCGAAGCCCAGCAAUAGGGCGGCAGGGGAAGGCUUUUCGUCGGCAGCAUCAUCGGAGGAUCCUGGAGUGUAAUGCGGACAUGGCUCAAACUUUCUCCCAAAAUUGUUGUUCAACCUAUGCUAAGGAUGCUUUGCUUAACGAACAUUCUUCAUAUCCAAAAUCUGCAAAUAAAGAGGCUAACUCUGCUGAUAGAUAUUCCAUGUUUGUGAAGUUCUGCAAGUCUGGAUUAGGUCGGCUUGGUCUCUGUGUCCCUCAGGAUAUUGAAUUUUCUAGGUUGUGGGAGGAAGCUGAAGAAUUUUCCGGACUUGUUGGCCCUUACUGGACAUUGCGAGCUGCUCUAGGCCCUGUUUUGGAAACUAUCUUGCUGCUUGAUAGACUGUUGUUUCUCCAAGAGCAGGGAAAUGUGCUUAUUCAGACUGUCUUGCUACCUAUAUUCGAUCCUGUAUUGUCUCCAAGAAAUGUGGCUCUAAUUGCUGAAAAAUUCUGAAACAAUUUCAUAAAUUGAUAAAUUAUAUAUGUUUGACCCUAGAGUGAGAUUGGAUUUUCUCCUUUGAGUAUUGAGUAUAAAGCUUGUGAUUUUUAUUCUUGAUGCUCAAUUUCCAGUUUGUAUUUAAAGUUGCAUGCUUUUAAGAACUGAUGGUUGAUCUUCCCCUUCCCAAUCUUUCCUGGAUAUGUACUGCAAAUUUUUCCCUGAUAGGUUGCCAUCACAGGAAUGUUGAUGGUGAUCUAUUCAAUGUACUUGGAUUGAAAGUACCAACAAACUCGUGCUUUGGCACCUGAAUGAGCUCUCUGGCUUUACCAAUUCAAAGAUAACUUUCAGCAAUGCCAAUAAUAGUUUUAAGGAUAGUAUAAUGUAUGAUUAUCACAUUGAUUAGGAUGGCUCUAGUUCUUAUCAGAAUUACCAGGAGGAGUUGCAAAGCUUUUGCUAAUUUGGUCAAUCCUAUCCAUUUGUGAUAUAUUGUCUUUCUUUGUCUAUUUCUACUAUGUUCUUCAGAUUUCAAUUAUUUAGAAGAAGAGAUCAAGUGAUAGUGCUGGUCAGAGGCAGGCAAUGACCUAUCCCAAUUAUGGACAAUGGUGGGAAGCAGUUGAUGCCUAUGGUCAAUUUCAUCAUCAAACUUCAAACGUGAUCCCAUCUUAGCUGAACCUUGCUGCUAUAAGA